This is a messenger RNA of Ipomoea nil (Japanese morning glory), 806 nucleotides long. RefSeq names its product calmodulin-like protein 8. The coding region runs from base 31 to 576 and encodes 181 amino acids. The transcript is spliced from 4 exons. NCBI's taxonomy places the organism in Eukaryota, Viridiplantae, Streptophyta, Magnoliopsida, Solanales, Convolvulaceae. Gene Ontology annotation, molecular function: calcium ion binding; enzyme regulator activity. The record is from RefSeq and is a predicted model, not a curated record.
UCCUAUAAAACCCACCAAAGAUUGAGUUAUAUGUACUCAACCUUCAACCCUCAUUCCCCUCAUCUCUCUCUCUCUCUCUCAAGCUGCUCUUCUGUCUUCCCAAAUUUCCAGCAGAAAAACACCAUGGCUGAGGUGCUAAAUGAAGAUCAAAUUGUAGAGUUCCAGGAAGCCUUCAAUCUCUUCGACAAAGACGGCGAUGGUUGCAUCACUGUAGAAGAACUGGCGACGGUGAUCAGAUCAUUGGACCAAAACCCAUCAGAGGAAGAACUGCAGGACAUGAUCAACGAAGUGGAUGCAGAUGGCAAUGGAACCAUUGAGUUCACCGAGUUCUUGAACCUCAUGGCCAAGAAAAUGAAGGAAACAGAUGCAGAGGAGGAGCUUAAAGAAGCUUUCAAGGUGUUUGAUAAGGACCAAAAUGGCUACAUCUCUGCCAGUGAGCUGAGGCAUGUGAUGAUAAAUUUGGGGGAGAAGCUUACAGACGAAGAGGUUGAACAGAUGAUAAGAGAGGCAGAUUUGGAUGGAGAUGGUCAAGUCAACUAUGAAGAAUUUGUGAAGAUGAUGAUGAACAUUGGGUAGAGUUUUAACCUUGAUGAUGAACAUUGUGAAGAAGAUGAUGAACACAGUUAAAAUUAGUGUUUCUUUGCUACUAGCUAGUUACUGUCAUUAAUUAUUUGUUAAAAUUCAUCAUGUUAAUUUUCUCACUGUAAUGAAAGAAGAAAGAUUAAUAGGAUAAUUCGAUCAUUACAUUGUAUUUUUCUGAUGUGAUGUAAUGCUCAUCAAUGUAAUUCUUUUAUUCUAGUAGAAAU